AUGCAUCUGUCCCCCAUGGCAUCGGGGUCAUCCUUGUCAGGACGCAGUCCUGGAGAUACAGACAUCAAUCGGAGUGUGCAAACUUGGGACUAUGUAUGUCAGUCAUUAUGUAUCUUCGGUAUGACUGUUUGCUUUGGUCUCCGGGUGUAUACUCGUGUGUUUAUCCUUAACGGGUUGAACAAAGAGGAUUGGAUGUGUGCAACGGCCUGGUUCCUUGGUACUGGCUAUUCUGUCAUUGCCAUAAUCAUGGGACACUAUGGAGGAGGCCUUCACCUCGACGAUGUUCCCCCCCUGGAUGCCAUUCCUUUUGCAAAAACCGUGUACGUGACAAUGGUCAUGUACGGGCCGACAGCCUAUCUCACCAAGGUCUGCCUCUUAUGGAUCAUGACUCGUGUGUUCAGUCCUUUCCGAAAAACCGUCAUCUUCAUCUACGUCUUCAUGGGCAUCAUGCUCGCCUAUUAUAUUCCAGCUGUAAUCGUCAAGAUCCGAAUCUGCAAUCCUAUCGGCAGAUUUUGGAACAAAGACAUCCAAGGCACAUGUCUCGAUGAAACAUCUAUUAUUCUGGCUGACGCCGUCGUGAGUAUGGUCAGCGACCUGAUCAUUCUCCUCCUUCCUCUUCCAUUGACGAUGAGUUUGCAAAUGCCCAAGAAGAAAAAGAUGCGGGUCAUCGGUCUCUUGGGAGCAGGUGGAUUGGCUGUGAUGGCCAGCGUUAUCCGCCUAGCGCUCAUCGUCACCACCGGACAGUCCAAGGACACCACUUAUGCUUUUAUGAGAAUCAACAUGCUCGGAAACGCCGAAGUCGCCUUGGGAGUCAUAUGCACCUGUCUUCCCGCCCUUUCAGCCCUCUUGAUUCGAGCCUACAAUGAACACUCCAGCAAUAAAGCAACCCACACAUCCGAUUACAAGCUAGGAACGAUGCAGAAUCAGUCAAGGACGCAGCGCAGCAAGCAGCAGAUGAGUGUACUGGAGGCCGAAUCCGACGAGGAUGUCCUCAUGUUUAAUGCCCAGGGCACCCCGCGGGUCGAGACGACGGUUCAAGGCGAUACCGAGCGACAGAUGAACCGGAGAGGCUCCCCACUUGAAGGCGGGAUUGGAAUCACAAAAACCGUUGAUGUUUCGACCUCCGUCGAGACUCGAUGA
This is a messenger RNA of Penicillium maclennaniae, 1140 nucleotides long. Its product is annotated as putative integral membrane protein. The transcript has 5 exons. The coding region runs from base 1 to 1140 and encodes 379 amino acids. Lineage: Eukaryota; Fungi; Ascomycota; Eurotiomycetes; Eurotiales; Aspergillaceae. The record is from RefSeq and is a predicted model, not a curated record.